AUGUCAGGAGCCGGAAGCACAACAGCAGCGGGAGUGUCCGCUAGCGCUCCCAUUCCCGAUGAUGCGUCCCACAACAUCAGGCUGGCAGGAUCCUUCGGCAUCCACAGACCCAGCACACUAUCCGCGUCUCCUCGAUCCGAGCUCCGUAUAGCUCUCGCACAAGUCACACCAUCCUCUUCCGACAACGCCGAAGCGGAAGGCUUGGCGAUCGUGCGCGCAUACGCCAAAAGGGCUGCCCAUCAAGGGGCCGAUGUGCUCGUUCUGCCCGAAUAUUUUUUGAGCGGAGCCACGCACGAUCAGUGGAGAGCUGUCGCGGAACGCGGAGAGCCAAAAGGAGGCGUGCAGGAUGCUCAUUUGCGAGAGGACCACUUCUUGUCGGAAAUUGCGAGCAUCGCAAAGGAAUUCGACCUGGAUAUUGUCAGCGGUACGGCCGUCGAAGCUGGACCUCAUGUUUCUCAAAGUCAGGAGCGAACCAAGCAUCAUGCGCCGCACAGGGGUGAGAAGGACGCUACGCAAGCACGCGCGGAAGCGCCAGACCAGAUAGAUGUCUUCAACACCGCUUACUACGUCGGUAGAGAUGGUCAACUCAUUGAUCUCGAAUGCGCACCACAGAACCUUUGGCAUCCUGAGCGUAGCGUUCUGACCUCCGCUACCGCUUCAAGUCAUCCGGCCCCUCGAACGUUCGAUAUCAUCACCAAGGCGGGGCGGUCACUAAAAGUCGGAAUGCUUAUAUGCUGGGACUUGGGCUUUCCAGAAGCGUUCAGGGAGCUGUAUGAGCCAAAUGCAGAUGUUCGGGGAGGACCAAUGGUCGGACCAGAUGUUGUCUUUGUGCCCACUUGCUGGUACGCCACCGAUGCCGGUGCGAAAGGUUUGCGGUGGAACAAGGAUGGAGAGAGCGCUUUGCUAGACUCGCUCGUCCUUGCCCGAGCCAUCGAAAACGAGUGCGUGGUUGCCAUGUGUAAUGUGAGCGGCGCGUCCUGGCCAUCCGGAGAAGAUCUGCGUCGACCUCUGGAUGAUGCAUCCAAGGCUGAUCGAAGCUUUGGAGACGAGCAGGAAGAGCCUAUAGGUGUGGGAAGAUCGCAAGUAUGCGCACCCUUCUUGGGUCGAGUGGCGGUGGUGAACGAUGAAAAGGAAGUUCUUUUGCUCGCAGCUUUGGACCUCAGAGUUCUCGACGACGCUCGCGAUGUGUACAAGAUCAGAGAAGACUUGGGCAAAGCUACGGUGGCACAUUGA
Molecule: messenger RNA, 1233 nt
Organism: Ceraceosorus guamensis
Lineage: Eukaryota; Fungi; Basidiomycota; Exobasidiomycetes; Ceraceosorales; Ceraceosoraceae
Product: carbon-nitrogen hydrolase
Exons: 6
Coding region: 1-1233 (410 amino acids)
Molecular function (GO): hydrolase activity, acting on carbon-nitrogen (but not peptide) bonds, in linear amides
Source: RefSeq, a predicted model, not a curated record